This is a messenger RNA of Olea europaea var. sylvestris, 1688 nucleotides long. Its product is annotated as AT-hook motif nuclear-localized protein 7-like. Bases 286 to 1443 code for a protein of 385 amino acids. The transcript has 5 exons. The record is from RefSeq and is a predicted model, not a curated record. Lineage: Eukaryota; Viridiplantae; Streptophyta; Magnoliopsida; Lamiales; Oleaceae. Gene Ontology annotation, molecular function: minor groove of adenine-thymine-rich DNA binding.
GAACUCCAGACAAAGACAAUAUCAGUCUUUUUCUUUCUCCGAAGUCGGUCAUCUUCUCACUCUAGACACCCCAUUAAUGGAGGGAACUCAACUUUACAAACUCCAAACAGAAACAAAACGCUAUACUGUAUAGUCUUAAAACUUCUGGCGCCAUUCUUUCGCCUACCAAUCUUUCAAAGCAUCUCUCGUUUUAUCCCCUUUUUCUUAUUACAAUAAUUUAUAGCACUUAAAAUCAUAAAUUUACAGUAGAUCUCUACCACAUCUGUUUAAGAAAAAAAGAUAGCAAUGGAAGAUAAGGAGAGCACUGAGUCGGGUUCACCAGGCGGGAAAUCAGAGUCUGAGUCACCACCAAUCACUAGUGGUGGUGACACUGUUGGUGUUGCUGCUACUGGCGGCGACACUGUUAGUUGCGGUGGUGGGGUUGCGCUGCAGGCGAUGAACGUGAGCAUUGAAAGAAGUGUAGGGGUUAUAAACGCACCAGCAAUCACAGUGGGUGGAAUUUUGGGCGUCAGCGGCGGAAGUGGAAGUGGAGGUGGAGGUGGGAAGAAGAGAGGGAGGCCAAGAAAGUAUGACUCAGAUGGGAACCUAAGAGUUCCACUUGUAGGAUCUCCACCAGGUGGAGUUAUUCUGCCGCCGGCUCCGUCGGUCGGCUUUACUUUAUCUCCUAAUCCGGCAUCCAAGUACUCAUCUGGCUCCAAGAAAGGGCGUGGUAGGCCUACCGGUUCUGGCAACUGGCAAAUUCUUGCUUCUUUGGGUGAAUUGUUCACGACCACAGCAGGAGGGGACUUUACGCCGCACAUGAUAACUGUAUAUACCGGAGAGGACGUUGCAGGGAAGAUCAUUACAUUUGCUCAGAAAGGUCCUCGAGGGAUUUGCGUUCUUUCUGCUAAUGGUUCUGUCUCCAAUGUUACGAUUCGCCAACCUGGUUCUUCUGGGGGUAUCUUGACAUACGAGGGGCGCUUUGAGAUUUUAACCUUAACAGGAUCAUUCACAUCUUCUGAAAAUGGCGGGAUAAAAAGUAGGACAGGCGGACUAAGUGUUUCUUUGGCUGGACCUGAUGGUCGUGUUAUUGGUGGUGGGAUUGCGGGUAUGCUAAUGGCUGCUAGUCCAAUCCAGGUUGUUUUUGGAAGCUUCAUGCCAAAUUGUUACAAAACUCCCAAAAGAAAGCAUAAUCUUGAACCCAGAGUGGCUCCUCUGGUCCUGAGUCCUCCAGCUCCAAUGACAGUGGCAACACCAAUAUCUCAAGCGGCACCAGAAAUCAACAUCUCUCCAGUUCCACCAUCUCAAUUUCCAGUUCCGAAUCAGCAAGAAACAGAUAAUGACACAACCAAAAAAGGGUACCCGUAUUCUACAUCUAAAGUUACUGCCGACUGGAAUGGCACAGAGCCAAUUUCUAAUCAGAGACCAUCUCCGGACAUUAACAUCUCAGUAUCUGUUGAGUAGCAAUGUAACAAGUCUAUAACUAAGUAGAUUUAUGAUACCAUAGUUUUAGCUUUAGGCAUAUGCAAGUGACUCAAAGAGGCUAACAUGGUUAGUCGUAAGAUGCAUAACUUAUCUUUGUUCUUCUUCUUGUGAACAUUUAGUCUAGAGUCCCUGUGAAUUUUCAAAUGAGGGUGUCUAGAAACUGGUUCUGUUGAUUGUAUGGAUGCAUGUUCUUUUGAAUGAUAAUUUUAUUUUAUCUUUAUAAA